Messenger RNA from Acaulospora morrowiae, 315 nucleotides. Lineage: Eukaryota; Fungi; Glomeromycota; Glomeromycetes; Diversisporales; Acaulosporaceae. The record is from the annotation of a GenBank genome assembly.
AUGAGUUGGUCCCAACGUGAGGCAGUUCGUCAUUUGACCAGUAGCUUGUCAUUUGACCCGCUGUCCGUGGUUACGUCCCCAGCAAGUUUGCGUGUUCAUAUUCCGCUACUGGCUAUACUCAACUGGUGCAGGACUACGUCUCCAAGCAAACUGCAGGCAGUUCGUCAUUUGACCAGUAGCUUGUCAUUUGACCCGCUGUCCGUGGCUACGUCCCCAGCAGAUUUGUGCACCUUUGAGAGCCAGUUUUUCGCUACUUCUGCCGAAAGGAAGAGAUUAGAGGAGAUCAAAGGAAAAGAUAAAGGUCGCAAUAAAAAG